AUGUUGGUUGAUUUGCUUAACAAUGCUCCUGAUCCCCAGCCUCCGAUUUCGGUAGUAUCAGGGUCUCUACAUCCUGUCCUGUCUUCCAGCUCAAUCACUAAUUCAAUAGCUGCCAACAACUCAUCAACCGUUACUUCUCCUAUGUCUUCGCUUUUUCUUGCACGAAGCUCCUCCACACCCACUUCGGGCACUAAUAUCAUGCCAUCGGGACAUUUAACCAAUUCUUCCGGCUCAUUCUCUCCUGCAUUAACUGGAGCUUCUGCCAGUUAUUCUCUUGGCUGUGCCUUUCCUGCUGGUGACUCGCAUAUAACCUCAGGAUCAGCUGGUUUCUUAAGCGGGUGUCUUCAUUCAGGCCCCGACACGCCUACGACACCAGCAGCUACUUCUCCCACGCUUGGCGUCACUAGCUGUUCUUCUCCAUGUCUUUUCCCGCCCGCCUCUACUUCUGCAUCUUCUGCUAUAUAUAUCGGCCAAAAAUCAGGUAACCUAGCUGCAACUUCGUCAACCGGCCCAGGUCUUCUUAUCUCAGCAUCCUCUGGCUGCGCAAGAUCAACAUCAUCCUCUGGCCGACACGGAGCUGGACUC
Molecule: messenger RNA, 585 nt
Organism: Protopolystoma xenopodis
Lineage: Eukaryota; Metazoa; Platyhelminthes; Monogenea; Polystomatidea; Polystomatidae
Source: the annotation of a GenBank genome assembly